Messenger RNA from Phascolarctos cinereus (koala), 5498 nucleotides. It is a transcript of the gene RIPOR2, whose product is annotated as RHO family interacting cell polarization regulator 2. NCBI's taxonomy places the organism in Eukaryota, Metazoa, Chordata, Mammalia, Diprotodontia, Phascolarctidae. The record is from RefSeq and is a predicted model, not a curated record.
AAACCUCUUCCUCUUUCAAAAAGCAUGUGCUUUGUUACUCUGAAGCAAAAUUCACAGCUUUCAGUCCCGGAAUGCAGUUAGCGUGCUGAUUCUUCCUGGUCUGCAACUCUAUCUCCAAAGAACUCUUCCUUCUCCAGAGAAGUGCCCCACCUUGAAUGCUUUGGGAAGCCUUUCAUGCCCAUGAAACCGAUUUCAUAAGAAGAGAUCCGGAAGCGGAAGGGGCCCUUACCAAAGCAUUUAGGAAACUUACAGAAAGGAAAUAAGUCUCUUCAGGCCCUGCAGUUUGUGUGGCAGCAUUCAUCCUUGGGGCUGUGACCUCCUGGUCACUUACUACUCUUCUCCAAGAUGCAAUAUCGAGAAGAUGAUCAGAGUAUGGAGGAUGAAGAUGAUGACAUCUUUGGUGAAGGAGGUUCAUUAACUCAAAAACAUCACCUACCUGACAGUCAUCAUCACAUCUUGUAUCUCUGUACUGCAGGAAUAUCAACCAGACUCCCAGAAAUCAUGUUGGUAGGAUCUCAGUCAUUCUCCCCAGGAGGGCCCAAUGGGAUUAUUAGAAGCCAGUCCUUUGCUGGUUUCAGUGGUCUUCAAGAAAGGCGAUCCAGAUGCAAUUCCUUCAUUGAAAAUACUUCAGCACUCAAGAAGCCUCAGGCCAAACUAAAGAAGAUGCACAAUUUAGGAUAUAAAAGUAACAGUCCUCCCAAAGAGCCUCAGCCUAAAAGGGUGGAAGACGUCUACCGAUCCCUAAAGAAUGGACUUGAUGAGUAUCUGGAGGUUCAUCAGACAGAGUUGGACAAGUUGACUGCUCAGUUAAAACACAUGAGAAGAAACUCUCGUCUGGGUGUUCUAUAUGAACUAGAUAAGCAAAUCAAAACAAUCGAAAGAUACAUGAGACGACUGGAGUUUCACAUUAGUAAGGUGGAUGAACUCUAUGAAGCCUAUUGUAUCCAAAGACGUCUCCAAGAUGGUGCUAGCAAAAUGAAGCAAGCAUUUGCCACCUCCCCAGCCAGCAAAGCUGCCAAAGAGAGUUUAUCUGAAAUCAACAGGAGCUAUAAGGAAUAUACUGAGAAUAUGUGUACUAUUGAAGCAGAGCUGGAGCAUCUUCUGGGAGAGUUCUCCAUCAAAAUGAAAGGUCUGGCUGGCUUCGCUCGGCUCUGUCCCGGAGAUCAAUAUGAAAUUUUCAUGAAGUAUGGCCGGCAGCGGUGGAAACUUAAAGGCAAAAUAGAAAUGAAUGGCAAACAGAGUUGGGACGGAGAAGAAAUGGUUUUCCUGCCCUUGAUAGCUGGAUUGAUUUCCAUUAAGGUCACAGAACUCAAAGGGCUUGCAACUCAUAUUCUAGUGGGAAGUGUCACCUGUGAGACAAAGGACCUUUUUGCAGCCCGGCCUCAAGUGGUAGCUGUUGACAUCAAUGAUCUUGGCACCAUCAAAUUAAAUUUGGAAAUCAUUUGGUAUCCCUUUGAUGUGGAGGACGUGACCUCAUCCACAGGCAACGGGAGUAGGGCCUCAGCUCUCCAGAGGAGGAUGUCCAUGUACAGCCAAGGCACUCCGGAAACCCCAACCUUCAAGGAUCAUUCGUUUUUUAAGUGGCUGCAUCCUUCACCACUCAAGCCCCGAAGGUUAGCAGUCCUGGGUGCCUUGCAAGAUACAUUCUUUGCCAAGCUUCAGCGCAGCCGCUCAUUCAGUGACCUGCCCUCCCUCAGACUGAACCCCAAGGCAGUACUAGAUCUUUAUUCUAAUCUCCCCGAUGACAUCUUUGAAAGUGGAAUGGCAGUUGAGGAAAAAAGACCACUGUCACUCAGUUUUUGUGACUUGCCCAAUGGGGACUGUGCCUUAUCUUCCAAAUCAAAGGGCUCCUCUGCUAGCAUCGGUCAGUCGAAUCCAGAAAUCACUGUUACUACAGCAGAGCAUAACCAUCCUUCCCCUCAGGAUGAUACUGGCCCAGGCUCUUCCAGAAAUUCCACAGUGGAGGCCCAGAAUCCAAAGCUGCCCCUGGAGCACACAGAGGAGGACCAGAAAGCCCCCCCAGCUGCUUCUGAAGUGUGCCAGCAAACACCAGGCCCAGGUGGUGACAGCCUGUUCCUGGAGAACGAUGUUGCUGUGUCGCUUCUGCAGGACUCAGACGAGGUGUCUGAGCUAAAGCCUGUGGAGCUGGACGCCUUUGAAGGAAACAUCACCAAACAGCUUGUCAAGAGGCUUAACUUGACAGACAUGCCAGUGAUCCAGGUCGAGGGCUCAGUCAGUGGAGAAUCAGAAGGCUGUCGAUCCUUCUUAGAUGGGAGCUUGGAGGAAGCUUUUCAGGGGCUUUACCUAGCACUAGAAUCCCAUAAAGAGCAAUAUAAAGAAUUCGAGGAUUUGAAUCAAGAGGUGAUGCACCUGGAUGAUGUUCUCAAAUGCAAGCCAGCAGGAAGCCGCAGCCGGUCUUCCAGUUUAAGUCUUACAGUUGAGAGUGCUUUAGAAAGCUUUGAUUUCCUGAACACCUCUGACUUUGAUGAGGAGGAUGGUGAGGAGGUUUGUAAUGUUGGAGGAGGUGCUGACUCAGUAUUUUCAGACACUGAGACUGAGAAAAAUAGUUACAGAUCAAUACACCCCGAGGCCAGGGGCCACCCUAGCGAAGCGCUGACAGAAGACACGGGAGUCGGUACCAGUGUAGCGGGAAGCCCUCUUCCCCUGACCACAGGAAAUGAAAGCCUUGACAUCACCAUAGUUAGGCACCUGCAGUACUGCACCCAGCUUAUACAGCAAAUUGUGUCCUCGAGCAAAACUCCAUUUAUAGCAAGAAAUCUCUUAGAGAAGCUCUCUGGACAGAUCCAAGUGAUAGAGAAACUUGCAGCUAUCAGCGAUGAAAAUAUAGGGAACAUCAGCUCUGUCAUAGAGGCCAUCCCAGAAUUCCAUAAAAAGUUGUCACUCCUCUCUUUUUGGGCAAAGUGCUGCAGCCCUCUGGGGGUCUACCACACCUCAGUCGACAGGGUGAUGAAGCAGCUCGAGGUCAGCUUUGCCAGAACUGUCAACAAAGAACAGCCGGGGCUCGCAGAAACAGCAUUUCAAACGCUGGUGUCUAGAAUUCUGGAUCGGCCAGAACUUCUACUUUCCUCCAGCAUCUCCUCCGAAGUCAUCACUGUUUUUCAGUAUUAUCAUUACUUUGCCAGCAAUGGUGUGAGUGACCUUGAGGAUUACUUAAUUCAGUUGGCUAAGCAAGCCGAAAUGGUUCAGACUCUGCAGUCAUUAAGAGAUGAAAAGCUCCUCCAGAACAUGACUGAUCUCACAGCCAACAAUCUCCCAGUUCAGCGGGAAGUACUCCGAACUCUGGCUCUUCUUCUGACUGAAAACAAUGAUGAGAUUAGUCAGGCUGUGACACUGUAUUUGGCAGCAGCAUCCAAAAAUAAGCAUUUCAGGGAAAAGGCUUUACUGUAUUACUGUGAGGCCCUGACAGAGACAAACCUCCACCUUCAGAAGGCAGCAUGCAUGGCACUGAAAAGCCUUGAGGCUACUGAAAGCAUUAAGAUGCUGGUAAGUCUGUGCCAGUCUGAUAAUGAAGAGAUCAGAAAUGUGGCAUCUGAAACACUGCUCUCUCUUGGAGAAGAUGGGCGGCUGGCAUAUGAGCAGCUGGAUCAGUUUCCUCGAGACUGUGUGAAGAUUGGAGGGCGUUAUGGAAAUGAAGUUGCCACCGCUUUCUAACUACUUACUAUCACUCUGCCUGAUGUUUAAGGGCCAUGGCAUCUAGCCUUCCUGCCUAGGAUGGUGCUGUCAUUUAGCUGGGGAGACAAAGCAAUGGAGGAAUCCUAUUGAAGGAGUACAGAGACUUGAUUAUUUAUAGAAUAAAUUCAAGUCGGGCUACUCAGUUUCCAUCACCUUUUUCCUUUGCCUCUGAGCAGGCCUCUGAGUCAGUAGACUAUAUUGUUGACAGCUCCCAGCAACACCCAGUACAAUUCAGUCUCAUCUGGUAUAGAUGAUAUUUUAAAGAUGUACAUCUCCACUUUUUUACGUGCAUUGUAUUUUUUUAUUGGAAGUUUUCCUGCAAGCUUGAAAUACUCAUGUGACGCUUUAGCUCAACAAAGGAAAAGUGGGCUCAGUAAGUAAGGACUAACUGAAGAAAAAGGGGUUUGGUUUUGUUCUGGUUCUUUUUUGUUUGUUAACUACAAGCUGUAAUAAGUUAAAAAGAAAAACCACAACUACCUUGUGGUUUUCUCUCUGUAAUGGACUCAGGGUUGAAUUACCCACUUAGCUAUCUAAUGUCCUUUGGAAGAGCACAAAAAGGACUUCCACAAAUAGAUUAGCCUGUAAAACUGAGUGGGAUGUUAACUUAUCAACUUAAUUUUUGAAGGGCCAUGUAACCUUUUACUUCUCUUUUUCAGUCACCUCCACUACCCCUCAAUAAUUUGCAAGUUUAAUAUCUGUUCUAUUGAAAAGUCAGAUUGUUAUCUAAGACCUAUAAAUUAAAGUUAUACCCACUCAUAUAUAUACGUGUGUGUGUGUAUAUAUGUGUGUAUAUAUAUAUAUUCAAUUAACUUAAGAAAAUUUCAAGAUUAAUUUGCUUUUGGAUUAAAAAGAAGCAGGUGUUUCACUCUUCCAAGUAUAUUCUGGGGUAUUUUGUCAGCAGAAUACACCAGAACUAAAGUCAGAAAGUUACAGGGGUGUUUGUGAUGUGGAUACACUUGGGGGGCUGGCAGAGAUCCUUGGCUCCUGGAAAGAAGUAGAGGAAGGAUGGUAGGGUGUGUUUUACUCUCACAGGAUUUAUGAAGCAAGUUCAAGGCAAAAUACCCACCAUCCAGAGUUACCUCAUCUGUGCCUGUACUCCGGAGUCUGCUUCACUGUAGGUGUGAGACAGCAGCUUGCUAUGAUUACAGCAAAAUCAGGGUGCUAAGUUAGUGUGAGAUGGUUAAAGCAGAUGACAUGAAGUAACGACUGUCUGUCUGCCUAAAAGUACAAAAAGUAGGAUAUGCCAAGGUAUUUCAUCAGUCCUUGAAGUCUUAAAAGAAAGAUUCAUGAGUGUAAUUAAAAAGCUCCAGGAUCCAAACUGUACUAUGAGCACUUGGUACAGUACCCUGUUUAGAUGUCAGUUCAACCCAUCAAAUUGUUAAUAUAGUUGAAAACAAACAAACAAAGCACUUCAUUAAAAAUGGAAAUUGUUUGCCAGGCUUCCUGGUAAAUCACUGUUGCAACUGUGAAUGUUAUAGUGAUGUAUAUAUUUGUAAAUUUAUAAAUACCACAUAAAUAUAUAUAUAUCCUUUAUUGAAAAAGUACAUUUGUAUAGUCUAAAAUGUUUACUUGUUUAAUGGAUGAAAUAGUUCUUUUUAUGGAAAGUAAAAGCAUAAUGUUAAAAGCUGUUUUGGGGUUGUUGGGUUUUUUUUUUAUAUUAUGUCUACUGCAUGAGCUGAUGAUUCCAGACCUUUUUGUACUUUCGCUUUUUUUUUCAUGGGGAGGGACUUCUAGUUUAGUGGCAUUUGUACUCAUCACUCUCAUGAUCACAUAAAUUAUAAUAAAGAUUAUUUUUGAAUUACUGA